This is a messenger RNA of Polyodon spathula (Mississippi paddlefish), 2750 nucleotides long. RefSeq names its product serine/threonine-protein kinase D3-like. The record is from RefSeq and is a predicted model, not a curated record. Lineage: Eukaryota; Metazoa; Chordata; Actinopteri; Acipenseriformes; Polyodontidae. Gene Ontology annotation, molecular function: ATP binding; protein serine/threonine kinase activity. Bases 232 to 2706 code for a protein of 824 amino acids. Gene Ontology annotation, biological process: protein phosphorylation. The transcript has 19 exons.
CUCUCUCUCUCUCUCUCUCUCUGCUGAAUGAGUUGCGGACCGACAGACACUCAGACAGAGCAGCGGACAGCGUAGCUGACACGAAGAGAUCCCACAGAAAGACCGAAACUUGAACACCGCGUACUGGUGCGCAGAUCGGACAAGAGCCACAAUAACUGCAGCCGUCUUUCGUUUCAGCAUCUGGGCAAUCUUUUUUGUAAUGCUAACUGUUCUCGGUUUCCUUGCGCAGCGAUGUCUUCCAACCCGCCGCUCCCCCUUGCAUCUCACACCCCUCCCGGGCUCCCUCCCCGGGGGGCGCCGCCGCCGCUGAUCCAGCUCCAGGUCGGACUGUUCCGGGAGCUCGUCUCUAUCCCGCGGCCGCAGCUCUCCUUCAGCGCCGUCAAGAAGCUGGCCUUGGAGAUAAUCCAGAAGAAGGCUCCGGAGAGUGGUCUCCUGGCUCUGGAUGAUAAGAUCCUGCUGUUCCGACACGCCCCGAGCUCGGAGAACAUCCUCCAGCGGUUGGGUGGGAGCGACGCGAUCCGCGAAGGGGACCUCAUAGAGGUGGUGCUGUCAGGCUCCGCCUCCUUGGCUGUGUUGAAGCUCCGCCCCCACGUCCUGGCUGUCCACUCGUAUCGCUCGCCUACUUUCUGCCAUCACUGCGGAGAGAUGCUGUGGGGACUGGUGCGCCAAGGGUUAAAAUGCGAAGGCUGUGGUCUGGACUUCCACAAGCGCUGUGCCUUCAAGAUCCCCAGUAACUGCAGCGGACCCCGACGGAGGUGUGGACCCAGCCUCUCCCUCAUCCCCACGGGCCGAAGCAGAGCCGCCUCGCUGAGCACCCAGACAGGGGGCAGCCUGGAGGAGAUCAGCCGGUCGAAGCCGAGCCGUCGCUCCAGGGCCCCCUCGUGGGGGGGGCGUCCCGUCUGGGUGGAUCAGAGGGAGCCGACCCGGGUUCAAGUGCCGCACAGAUUCCACAUUCGCACAUACACGCGCCCCACUGUGUGCCAGCACUGCCAGAGACUGUUGCUGGGGCUUUUCAGGCAGGGCCUGCAGUGCUCAGACUGCAAGUUCAACUGCCACAAACGUUGCCUGCCUCUGUUGCCCAGCGACUGUGUGGGAGAGAGAGGCUCCUUCAAUGGGGAAGUUGCAGAUGCUGAAAUGACCUCCUGUCCGUCCUUUGAUGCAGAGGGGGAUCUAGACCCGCCCUUCCACAGCACCCUAUUGGUGGAUUUGGACGAGCAGCCCAGCUUUGAGCAAGACCCAUUUCCUGAGCCUGGGGGGGCGGAGCUACAGCCACCAAUCAGCCCGUGCUUCAGCAGUAACAUCCCUCUGAUGCGGGUGGUUCAGUCUGUGAGGCACACCAAGAGAAGGGGCAGCGUCGUGCUGAGGGAGGGCUGGCUGCUGCACUGCACUUCCCAGGACCUGCUGAGAAAGUGGCACUACUGGCGUCUGGACAGCAAGUGCAUCACUCUCUUUCAGAAUGAGAGCACGGCCAAGUACUACAAGGAGUUGCCCCUGUCUGAGAUCCUGCAGGUGUGCAGUGCUGAGGAGUUAUCCGUCCUGCCAGCAGGGGGCAGCACUCAUUGCUUCGAGCUGGUCACAGACACCCUGGUCUACUGCGUGUCCGAGAGCAGGCCGCAUUCAGCACAGGGCAGCAAAGCCUCAGACCCCAGGGCCUGGGAGAGGGCAAUCCGUCAGGCACUGAUGCCCUUCCACAUGCCCUCCAGCACGGGCACAGAAGGGCAGGUUUCCGACAUGCAAACCCAGGAGAAUACGGACUUCGGCAGUGUCUACCAGAUCUUUCCUGAUGAGUUAUUAGGAUCAGGCCAGUUUGGAAUAGUCUAUGGAGGUAAGCACAGGAAAUCCGGCCGCGACGUUGCCGUCAAAGCUAUCGACAAGGCCAGGUUCCCCAGCAACCAGGAGAGCCAGCUGAGGAACGAGGUGUCCAUCCUGCAGAGCUUGCAUCACCCAGGGGUGGUGACCCUGCAAGGCCUGUUCGAGACGGUGGACCACUUGUUCGUUGUCAUGGAGAAGCUCCAGGGGGACAUGCUGGAGAUGAUCCUGUCCAGCGAGCGGGGGAGGCUGCCGGAGAGGAGCACGCGCUUCCUGGUCACACAGAUUCUGGAAGCGCUGAGAUACCUCCACUUCAAGAACAUCGCGCACUGUGACCUCAAACCAGAGAAUGUGCUGCUGGCAUCCGCCGACCCCUUCCCACAGGUGAAGCUGUGCGAUUUCGGCUUCGCCCGGAUCAUCGGCGAACGGUCGUUCCGUCGGUCAGUCGUGGGCACGCCGGCUUACCUGGCCCCCGAGGUGAUCCGCAGCCACGGGUACAACCGCUCCCUGGACAUGUGGUCCGUGGGCGUGGUCCUGUAUGUGAGCCUGAGCGGCACCUUCCCCUUCAACGAGGACGAGGACGUGGGCGAGCAGAUCCAGAACGCCACCUUCAUGUACCCGGAGCAUCCCUGGAGCCUAGUCUCCCAGCACGCCAUCGAUCUGAUCAGCAACCUGCUGCAGGUGACGGUGCGCCGGAGGUACAGCGUGGACAAGGCUCUCGGUCACACCUGGCUCCAGGAUUUCCAGCUCUGGUUGGAUCUGAGGGAGUUGGAGACCCGACUGGGUCGGCGCUACCUCACCCACGCGAGCGAUGAGGCUCUGUGGCAGAGCCACGCUGCAGAGAGAGGCCUGGCACACCCAGCGCACUUCAUCACAGAGCAGAGAGACAGCGAAUAAACCAGCUUCAUCACAGAGCAGAGACUGUGAAUAAACCAGCUUCA